Messenger RNA from Pyrus x bretschneideri (Chinese white pear), 716 nucleotides. Its product is annotated as small nuclear ribonucleoprotein SmD3b. Gene Ontology annotation, cellular component: U2 snRNP; commitment complex; U4 snRNP. The transcript is spliced from 5 exons. Gene Ontology annotation, molecular function: RNA binding. The record is from RefSeq and is a predicted model, not a curated record. NCBI's taxonomy places the organism in Eukaryota, Viridiplantae, Streptophyta, Magnoliopsida, Rosales, Rosaceae. Gene Ontology annotation, biological process: RNA processing; spliceosomal snRNP assembly. Bases 78 to 473 code for a protein of 131 amino acids.
GGAGGGGAGACGGUUCGUUUUAGGGUUUUGCGGAGCAGAACGGAGCGAAAAGAAGACCAACUGUCAGUAAGUGAAUCAUGAGCAGAAGUUUGGGAAUUCCGGUGAAGCUUCUUCACGAGGCGUCAGGGCACGUGGUGACGGUGGAGCUCAAGAGCGGUGAGCUUUACAGAGGAAGCAUGGUUGAGUGCGAGGACAACUGGAACUGUCAGCUCGAGAACAUCACCUACACCGCCAAGGACGGAAAAGUUUCACAGCUUGAGCACGUAUUCAUCCGAGGGAGCAAAGUAAGGUUUAUGGUCAUACCUGACAUGCUGAAGAAUGCUCCAAUGUUCAAGCGCCUGGAUGCUAGAAUCAAGGGCAAGGGUGCUUCACUAGGAGUUGGCAGAGGUAGAGCUGUUUCAAUGCGGGCUAAGGCUCAAGCUGCUGGCCGUGGGACAGCUGGUAGGGGGGUUGUACCACCUGUUCGGAGGUAAUCAGUUGGACAUAAUCAGCCCUUCAUGCGAUCCUUCAGCAUCCUCGUUGUAAAAGAAUAGACUUUGUUUGGGCGAUGAGGAGAAAUCAGAAAUUGCGUAUCUUGACAGGCUGUUGUCGUUUUGUAUGCAUGUUAUGUUUUGGAUGCUACAUCUUUUGACCUUACAUUUACUCGAUUUUCUUGUAGUUGAUAUUGUUGAUGUAAUAGCUUCGUUUCAAUCUAAAUCUUCAGAGUUAGUAGCCUU